Molecule: messenger RNA, 5494 nt
Organism: Thalassophryne amazonica
Lineage: Eukaryota; Metazoa; Chordata; Actinopteri; Batrachoidiformes; Batrachoididae
Product: G patch domain-containing protein 8-like
Exons: 5
Coding region: 494-4804 (1436 amino acids)
Cellular component (GO): nucleus
Source: RefSeq, a predicted model, not a curated record
GUUCACCCCUCGUUCGGACGCUGGAUCCCACUAUGCGCGUUGAUUUAACCCACCGAGGAUGCGUGGAGCAGAGAGGUGGUUUUUGCACCCUUUUUCUCUCAUCCACAGCUGAAGCGCUGCUCGUGUGAAGCUGCACUUUAUUCACCGAGUGGACUGAGAGAGAGAGAGAGAAAGAGAGAGAGAGGAGAGAGAGAGAGAGAGAGAGAGAGAGGAGAGAGAGAGAGAGAGAGAGAGAGAGAGAGAGAGAGAGAGAGGAGAGAGAGAGAGAGAGAGAGAGACUGGAUGGACUCCUCUUUUCCUGUGGCACUCCACAGGCGCUCAGUCAUUCAUUUCUCCAUCAUGCCAGACGCAGACUCCAGCAGCACGGCUCGGCUGAGAUUUCCCAGCGGGGGAGAGGAGUGAGACUUCGGCUGUCUCACCUGUGCGGCUAUUUGAGUGUGCACCUGAGCCGAGGAGCGUGUGCACGGUCCCGGAGCCGCGCGAGCCCUCCGGGAUGGCGUGCAGCGCGUGUUACUACCUGGUCAUCAGCUCCACGCACUUGAGCAACGGACACUUUCGGCGCGUCAAGGGUGUGUUCAGGGGCCCGCUGUGUCCGAGCGCAACCACCGACUCACCGGAGCAUGCAGAGAGAGCUUUGGGCUGCUCGGCGGAGGAUCUGAAGGCGCUCUUCUACUGUGAGCUGUGUGACAAGCAGUACCUCAGACACCAGGAGUUUGACAACCACAUCAACUCCUACGACCACGCACACAAACAGAGGUUGAAGGAGCUCAAGCACAGGGAGUUUGUUCGCAACGUGGCCUCUAAGUCAUGGAAGGACCAACGCAAACAGGAGAAGGCUGUCAGACGCCUGCACCAGUUAGCACAGCAGCAGCAGGAAACUCCGCGAAUUCCAGGAAGGCAUUUUGGGCUGAGAAGUGCAGUUCAGAGUGUGAGUCAGCAGCGGGAGAAGGCCAUCCGCCAGAAGGACCACAGCCCUGAGAACACUCCUGAAUCAUUCAGUCGCACCCAGAGGCCUCAUCCUUCACACCACAAAACAGCUCCUCUUAGCCAGCAGCCAAUGCUUCAAUGCCGAUCUCCCAUUCCUGUACCGUCGGCACCUUCUCCAGGAGACUCUCCACUGAUCACACACCCGACAUGCAACACAGAGACUCCUGCAGCAAACCACCAGUCAUGUUUGGGCUUGUAUCCACAACUGCCUCUUGACGGACAGGGAAGAGCUGGAGGCCGACUUGGGGUUUCCUUCUGUUUCUCACGCAGGGGGCCCAGGCUGGAGCCUUCUGCCUCCUUCUUCUCAGAGCUGGAGGAGGAGGAGAAAGAGAAGAGAGAACAAAUGAAAGAAAGGAUAAGGGGAAUAAUGGAAGAUAUAGACAGGGAAAUUAGUGAGGCAGAGGAGCGAAAAGACUCUCAGAGAGCAGCACAAAAAUCCAGCUCUGAUAAUGUUGGACCGAGGGACAUUGGCAUCGUCUCUAGGGAUGGUGUAAGAGAAGAAAAGGAGAUGAAGAAAAGAGAAGUCAUUAAAGAACACCAUCCCAUUUCCACAGUAGCUCCUGAUAAUCAGAAUCACAAUUCGCUUUUCUCUCCAUCACAGACUCAGGUAACACCAGGGACAUGUGUUGAGACUGAACACAAAGCCAGCGAGGCAGCGAGAAAUCAAGAAGAAGAGGAGACUCAAUACAUGUGUGUGCUGGGGAAAGAUGGUUCGGCCUCUCUGAGGUGGCCUCUCAGGUUACUGAAGUUCACCAAGUCCGAACCGCAGAUUUCUUACAGCUGCAACCCACUGUGUCUGAACCGACCAGGAACACAACUCACACAGGAACUCCAACAACCAAAACAAAAUGAGUUAUGCACCCUGUUAGAUGACUCAAACCCACGCACACCAGGAAUUCUUACAGCCAACACUCAGUCUUCUUUACCGAAACAGAUUAGACACGAGCUAAGUGCACACAGUCAGAAUAAAGCUGAGGCAGAACCGCAUAUUGAUGUGGAGACAGAAGCACACCUGUUCCGAAAGAACAAAAACCUUUCAUCAACAGAAAUAGAAGCGGAGAAUGGAAAAUAUACCACUAGUAUUGAGAAAUGGGCGAGGGCAGCGUCCCAUCCAUUUAUCGGUGCUCACAGUGACAGCUCUGACAUAAACUCCCAGAAUCCUUUGGGAGACAGAUUAGGGGGUGUAAGAGGGAUCAGGGAUAGAGCCAUCACAGCCCUGAGCUGUAAAUUAGAGUCUGUCACCCAGCCUGGCACACAGAGGAUGUGCAUCGGCCCGUCCAGGUGUGAGCGUGGGAGGCAAACAAUAUGCGAGUGUGCCAGCACUCAGCAGUCGUACGUGGGCAUCACAGAAGUGUCAUGCAAAAAGAGGAAAGCCAGCACCAAGACACACAAGGCAGGGAAGAGGAAGAGGAGCGAGAAGGAGAACGCUUCAAACAAGCGGCAAGUACCGAAGUGCAAAGUGAGGAGUGUGGUCGCUACAGUCUGUGCCUCCUCUGGCAGAGAGCAGCGAGGAGAUGCUGGAGGGAGGUGGGGGAAGAGAAGGAGAGAAAGGGGGACGAGGAGGAGGGUGCGGAGAGCAGGGAGCAACUGUCUCCUGGGGAGAUGUGAGGCUGAGCCAGUGUCUGUCUCUGUCAGAAAGAGGCCGCACAGGAGCCACAGCACGGAAUCCCAGUCGCGGACAGACAAGGACCAAGAAGAGCGCCACGGUGGAUCUUCCCGACCCGGCAGGCACACCGAGGGGGAGGAUGCCAGAGAAGGAGAUCCUAUGAUUUUUCCCUGGCGGUCUCACUUCUCCUUACGCUCCUCGCCGGGAUGUAAGGAGAAGCUGUUUUGGGAAAGAGGUCACCAUAGCAACCGCAAGAGUUUCAUUGACUGCUGUUACCCUGACAACAGCUGUAGUAACAACCCGAUGAGAAAGCGAAAACUCCUCCACGGGGACAAGAUAUUCAUUCAUGGCAAGAGGAAGAGCUGGAGGCGUUGUCAAAUCUGGGGGGAGACGGAGAGGGGCUGGAAAACAGGAGGUCGCACAAGUUGCAGGGACAGAGGUCUGAUUUCAGACACGGAACAGUGGGAGUGGAUGAUAGGGGACUUUUCUCGGGUUAAUGAGGAGGGCAGGUCAAGAAGUGGAUGGAGAUUGAGAAACAGAGUGGCGUGGGAUCAACCCGUCCGGUUCAGCCCUGGAUCUAACAGCUGGGGCAGGAGAAGCAGACAUCUUAGCACGGAGGAUGUGGACUGGGACAGGUGCAGCUUGGAUAGAUGGACAUGGGGCAGCAGCGACAGUUGGGAAGACAGGGGGGCACACAGAUCUGCAUCAGGAUCCCAGACAAGAAUUGACAACAGAGACAGCCCGGGGUGUGUGUUGAGGUCCAUAGACAGCAGACGCUCAAGCUCUAGACACUUUUCAAGCCCCGAGUGGUCAACGGGCAGGCAGACAAGCAGUCCAUACAGUGGGGGCACCACACGGACCAGCAGAUGCCAAAGCUCACGCUCUUGCAGCCCUUGCAGCAGCACCAGCAUAUCUGAGCUGAGUUGGGAGUGGAGCAGGAGCAGCACCUGCUCAGGACUCAUGGUGGAUGAGACAACGGGGAGCUCCUGUCAACCUUCUCAGCACUGUACUGUAAUCUCCCCCGUGGCCACUCAGGCGGUAAAGCAUAGCCCCACGUCCACUUUGUCCUGCCUUACCAAUAUGUGUGUCUCAAAGUCCUCAUCCCCAAGUUCUCUGAUUCCUCUCACAGCACUAGGCCUUCACUCGCACUGUCCUGACAGAGUAGAUCCCACACAGCUAAAGGAGCCCAGCUCUUCUUCUAGCAUUCAUGAAGGAACUUCUGUCCCUGACACCAAAAACACCUCAGACACAUCCACUCUAGAACUGUCCACAAUUAAGAAGCCAGCCAGGACUUUACUUCUGCCUCUCAUAGGGAAAAGACCUGCAAUCCAGAGAAAAGUUAGGAAAAGUAGAGGAUUGCUGGAGAAAAGUCAGGAAAAGGAAGGGGAGGGGGAGGAAGUGACCAGAGCAGAUGCUCUCAGGCAAAAAUGUGAUCAGGACAUGGUUGUGUCACAUCCAAGCAGUGUGUCAAAUCUCAGAACUGAUGAUAAGCAGGCCUGCAGACAAAUAGCUCCACCCAUCAGCUUCAGCGCAGAGGAGAUAGACAAAUAUCGCCUACUGCAAGAGCAGGCAAGAGAGCACAUGCAGAAAGUCCUCGAACAGACGCAAGAACAUUCAGAUCUGCACAAGGAAGCUAACUGUGAAUUAUACACACAGACGUCACAGACAGAGAACUGUGGAACCUCAGAGGAACAGUUCCCACCUGCUCCUGCAGCCUCUCGCAACCCUCAGCUCGCCCUUCGAACAAGUCUCCCACUCCCACACGUCACCCCACAAGACGGCUUUAACCCACCCAUCGCCCUGAGAGUCCCCAACCUCCCCCCUCUCGCACCGUCGCCCCCAUUCUCCACCCUCCCUCAUGUCAUUUUGCCAAACGCAGCCCUCUCCAUAUCCUCCUCCUCCUCAUCCUCUUCCUCAUCAUCCCCCUCUCCAGCCGUGCACCCACAUCCGGCCCAGCUCCGUCAUCACUUACCCCCACUCCACCCUUCAGUCCUUCACUACCUUCACCUCAUGCCCUUCUCCAUCUCUUCCCUUUUCCCCUCCAUCCUUCUAUCCCACCAUCCCGUCCCUUUCCUACAUCCAUCUCCUGCUUUUCACCACAGCCCCCUCUCUCCUCUCUCCUCCCUCUCCCCCAUCGCUCUGCAACCUUUAAUCCUGCAGCCUUUCAUGGAUGCAGCGUGGCCAGUGAGGUUUCAACAGAAAGCUUUAUGAUCUUCACAAGUUUUUGUCUUUCAUUGUAACAUCAGACAGUGAGAAUUAGGUUUAGUUUUCGACAAAACCUUAACUGAUUAAAAAGGAGGGAACAUGUCAGUACUUUUGCUAACAUCACAGACUAUAUCUGUUCACCCUCACAUGCCCGCGCAGCCAGAAAAAAAGAAAGAACUCAAGUAAAAAUGUAUUUUUCUAGUUAGUUACCACUGUAUUGCAGCAGACGGUGAGAUAAUGGACUUUGAUCUUUUGCUUUUUCCCAUCAUUUCUAAUUCAGGUCCCUACUAAAGGCAAUGUGCACCUGCUUAUUGAAAGGCAAGCUGGGCUUGUGUCAGCUCCUAUCUUUCCUUCUGAACAUGACACAAAGUGGCUGCCUUUUGAAGUAUCCUUCACAACAGGGACAAAUGGGCAGAAAGGAAGUGAUAAUAUUCUCCACUUAUCUCCAUUUCAUCCCGGGUAUAUGAGCAGGAAUGUCAAUUUCCACAAAUAUAAAUGAUAGUCCAUUGACUGGGGGCCAUAGCACAGCUGCUAUACAUUGGUGUCUAACGUAGUUGUGUCUGUGUAAGACACAUGCACACACAUUUCCAUAUUUGACAAUUGUAAAGAUCUGUUUUGUCUCACUAGUGUAAAUAUUGAGUGAAUGAUCAUAUUAGAAUCAAGGCAAAACAAUAAAAUACAAAGAAUUUAACCUUU